GGCCCCACAUGGCAGCCGACGUCCAACAAUUCGUCACCUCGUGUGCUACUUGUCAGCGGAUGAAGAGCAGCAAGCAGAAAAAAGCAGGACUGCUACAGCCUCUUCCUUUCCCAGAAAAGCCAUGGCAAGUGGUUAGCCUGGAUUUCAUAACCAGGUUACCAACUACCACUAGCGGUCAUGACGCAAUCCUCGUCGUCAUCGACAAAUUCUCCAAAAUGGGACACUUCAUCCCGACACACACGACAGUACACACCGAAGAAACAGCACAACUAUUCAUUCACUACAUCAUCUCACAACAUGGCAUUCCAACCACACUCAUCUCCGACCGAGACCCCAAGUUCACCAGCAAGUUUUGGAAGGAACUAAUGUUUCUGCUCGGGACCAAACUCGCCAUGUCAUCCGCCUACCAUCUGCAGACAGAUGGACAGACCGAGCGCCUCAACCAAAUUGUAGAGCAACUCCUCCGCGCAGCAUGCAAAGACGAAAUCUCUAAAUGGGACUUACAUCUGCCCGUCCUGGAGUUUGCCUACAACAAUGCCACUCACGCCGCUACCGGACAGACGCCGUUCUUCCUCUGCUACGAACGCCACCCGCUCACGCCACAAAAACCGACAGCAUCAGCUACAAUUCAACCCGCACACGACUUCAUCACAACCAUGCAUCAGCUUUGGGAUCGGACCCACAAGCGCCUUCUCGACAUUCAGCAGCAACAGAAGCGUCAGGCCGAUCGCCACCGCACUGACCACACCAUCACCGUGGGAGACCAAGUUCUCCUCAACAUCCGCCAUAUCAACAUCAGUCAUCUCCCAUCCAAACUGCGACCUCGCUUCUGCGGGCCCUUUCUCGUUGAAGCACGGCUUUGAGGGGGGGAAGUGUGAGAGUACGACCC
Molecule: messenger RNA, 889 nt
Organism: Closterium sp. NIES-67
Lineage: Eukaryota; Viridiplantae; Streptophyta; Zygnematophyceae; Desmidiales; Closteriaceae
Source: the annotation of a GenBank genome assembly